Zingiber officinale is the source of this 579-nucleotide messenger RNA. RefSeq lists its product as uncharacterized. The record is from RefSeq and is a predicted model, not a curated record. The transcript is spliced from 2 exons. Gene Ontology annotation, molecular function: nucleic acid binding; RNA-DNA hybrid ribonuclease activity. Lineage: Eukaryota; Viridiplantae; Streptophyta; Magnoliopsida; Zingiberales; Zingiberaceae. The coding region runs from base 1 to 579 and encodes 192 amino acids.
AUGCAAUUAUCUGUGCGGCUAGACUAUCGGGCUACCAAUAAUGAAGCAGAGUACGGGCCCUUAAUAGCUGGCUUGUACGCGGCUCGGCAUGUUGGAGCAGCAAAGGUCAUUAUCCACUCGGAUUCUCAGUUGGCCACUCAGCAGCUAUUGGGGGCAUUCGAAAUAAGCAGCUCUCAACUCAAGCUAUAUGCAAAAGCUUUCGAGAAGUUGAAAGCAAACUUCCAAGAAGUUGUUAUACAGAAGAUCACCCUCUCGGACAACCAAAUCACGGAUGGAGAAGCAACCCGCGUCACACCAUUCCACCUGGUGUACAGUGGUGAGACGGUGGUUCUAGUGGAAGUUGGAGUAGAGUCCGAUUGGGUGCAACUCUACGACGAUGGAAACACCGAGCGAAAGCUCAUGGAAUUCGACCUUGUGGAUGAAGCGCGAGACAAGGCCGCCGUCCGGCUGAUAGCGUACAGACAACGCAUGAAGCAGAACUACAAUCGGAGGGUGAUCCCAAGGUUAUUUCAGGUCGUUGACCUGGUUUGGAAAAGAAUAAAACAGGUCGGCGACGUCACCAAAUUAGAGGUUCUAUAG